Molecule: messenger RNA, 3511 nt
Organism: Cervus elaphus (red deer)
Lineage: Eukaryota; Metazoa; Chordata; Mammalia; Artiodactyla; Cervidae
Gene: CCDC57
Product: coiled-coil domain containing 57
Exons: 17
Coding region: 86-2596 (836 amino acids)
Source: RefSeq, a predicted model, not a curated record
AGAUGUCAGGCUCGCGUUUCCGGCCGGCGGAACCCGAGCGCUGUACCGAGAGCGCUCGGAUGGCGGCCGACAGACUCCGGUUACCAUGGCAACGCGGAGGGACAAGAGGCUGCUCGGGGCCAGCGUUCCGGUUGCUGACAUGAUGCCCCCACCCUUGGAGCAGGACCUGAAUGCCCUGCUGGCUCGCAAGGAGGAGGAGUGGCGAGCGCUGCAGGCCCAGCGCACCCAGAUGCAGGAGGCGGCUCUGCAGGACACACAGAGCCGACUGGAGGAGGCUCAGGGGAAGCUGCGGCGCCUGCGGGAGGACUUUAUCUACAACCUGCAGGUGCUGGAAGAGCGGGACCGGGAGCUGGAGCGCUACGACGCCGCGUUCGCCCAGGCCCGAGGGCUGGAGGAGGCCAGGCAGGCCGAGGUGAGCGAGCUCAAGAUCGAAGUGGCCAAGCUGAAGCAGGCGCUGGCCAGCGAGACCCGACGGCUGGAGGACCUGCAGCGGCAGUACCAGCAGAGGCUGCAGGAACACCGCCUGGAGCUGGAGCGGGUCCACAGUGACAGGAACAGUGAGCUGGAUCAGCAGCGGGAGCAGUAUGGGAACCUGAAGUGGAAGCUGGAGAGGAGACUCAAGGAGCUGGACGGCGAACUUGGCCUGCAGCGGCAGGAGCUGCUCCAGGAGUUUGAGUCUGAAUUGCAGAAGCGGGAGCAUGAGUUCCGCCUGCGGGCUGACAACAUGAGCAGUGUUGUCCUGGCACACGAACUCAAGAUUAAACUGCUGAACAAAGAGCUUGCGGCCCUGAGAGAGGCUGGGGCGAAGGCUGCCGAGUCCCUGCAGGGUGCCGAGGUGGCGAACGCGGAGCUGGAAGACAGGCUGCAGCGAAGAGACUGGGAGCUCCGAGACUUGGUGGCCGUGAAGGAUGCCCGGAUAAAAGACUUAGAGGGUAAACUUCACUCUAUGCAGCUCACCAGGAAAAAAGAAGAGGAGACAUUUCGGAGGAAGCAUGAGGAGCUGGACCAUCUGGCCAGGGAAAGGGACGCUGUGCUGAUGGCAGCAAAGAGCGCCCACAUGGAGCAGCUACAGGCAGCAGACGCCAGGGCCCUGGAGCUGCAGGCGCGAUGUGAGAACCUCGAAGUACAGCUCCGCAGGGCCGAGUGGAAGCAGGUGGAUGCCACCAAGGAGAAGGACGCCACCAUUGACAAACUUCGGGAAGAUGCAUCAGCUCUAAAAUCUGGCUGGGAUGCCCAGAUUGCUCAGCUAUCCAAGGAGAUGAUCUCCAAAGAUCUUCAGGUUCAGUCACUGCAGGAGGAGGAGAUGAAGCUGAAGGCACAGCUGGCCAGAUGCCAGCAGGAUAUUGGAAGGUACAAACAGCAGCUGUCUCUAGCGGUAGAGAGGGAGCAGAGCCUGGAGCGUGACAAGGUGCAGCUAGAGCUGGACUGGCAGCGCCGAUGCGAGGGUGUUGAGCGGGCGCAGUACCAGCAGGCCGAGGACUUGAUUCAGGGCCUGACAGCGGCCAGAGAUCAGGUUGCUGCCAAGCUCCAGGAGACGGAGCGGCGGCUAUGUGACCAAGAGGUGGUGCUGAAGGCCGUGACCCGAGAGAGAGACCAGGCCCUGCAGGCUCUGCGGACACAUGGGCUGCUCCCUGAGGAGGAGGCACAGAGGCCUCUAAGGCAUCAAGGAGAAGAAAUCAAUAAAAGCUUUCUGUCUAGUGAGAUCCAGCGGCUAAAAGAGCAGAACACAAGUUUGCGAAAUGUUAUUGCACAAAUGAGGAAAGAAAUGGAAGCUCUAAGUGAUCAAAUUCUUCCUUCUGCCCAGUUAGGAGGGGAGACCUCACACAUAAACCAGCCUGACCCAAAGGCAGCAGCUGAUUCUGCGGUUCCUGGUUACGUUCUGGCCCUUGAAGCAGAAAUGCAAAAUCUAAAGUAUAAAUUUAAAACACUGGAGGAACAACUAGAUGUGUUAGAUCCUUCGAAGACGUCCUUGUCCUGUGCUUGUGCUCAACCCAGUGUCCUGGCCUCCACGGAUACCACCGGAGGAGCUGUGCCAGUUGAUAGAGCCUCCAUGGGACUGGCACUCAGGAGGCUUGGAGACAGAUCACAUCUCCUGAGCUUCCUGGUGGCACGACUGAGACAGAAGGUGCUGCAGGAACCCCUGGACGUGGACACCAUCCAGCGAGAGCUUCUCCAUGAGCUGGACCAGGUGCACCUGGAGGCUCUGCAGCUGCAGAAGCAGGUGGCCGAGCUGGAGAAGCAUCUCGGGUCAGCUCGGAAGGAAAGUGGGGGUGCUGCCAGCAGGCAGCAGCCAAAGGCCUCAGAUACUGCAGCUGUUGGAGGAGAGGUUCCUGCAGACGGGGGACCCGUGGGGAAGGAGGACCGUGGGACGCAGCCCCUGCAGGUCCUGUCUGUACCCCGACUCCAGAGGAAGCUCAAGGAGGCUGCCAGGAAGAUCCUGCGGCUGCGCCUGGAGAAGGAGCAGCUCCUGGAGCUGGGGAACCGGCUGCGAGCGGAGCUGGGGCACCUCACCGCAGACAUCUUGCUGAGUGGCUGCUAUGUGCCAGGCGCCCGGGAUACAGAGAUAGAAUCAGUACCCAACUUGGGCAUCCACUGAUGGCAAGCAAAGUGCUGGAUGGAGCGUCUAGGAGAAAAUCCCCAGAAGUGACAAGGGUGUGGAUGCCACAUGCCUCUGCAGGAGUCUGAAGAGGGCAAGUAAGUCAGCGUCGAGUUUACGCCCAGACUAAAAAGUCUCAUCGCAAGAGCUGUCAUUGGUGAAGCCUUUCAGAGGGCAGUUUGCCUGCAUCUCACAACUUUUAAAAUUAUCAUACCCUUUGAAUAUGCAAAUCUUCCCCUAGAGAUCUUUUUAAAAUAUUUUCUCACAAAUCUGAAAAAGAUGCAUAUGCAAGGAUGUUUGGCAGUGUUUUUUGUUACGUAAGAAAGCAAUUGGGAAGGUCUAGGGGUCCAUCUUUGGGACAUUGGAAUCGGACCAUGGCUGCUGCUUUAACCCUCAAGGGCAUGUGGGGUGGACUUCCCUGCUGGUCCCGUCCCCCUGCCAAUACGGGGGGCAUGGAUUCAAUCCCUGGCCCGAGAAGACUUCACAUGCCACGAGGCAUCUAAGCCCCUGCCACACAAAUCUUGAACCCGCACUCUGGAGCCCAUGAACCACAACUUCUGAGCCCACACACCGUAACUGCUGAAGCCCAUGCAUCCUAGAGCCUGUGCUCCAUAAGAGAAACCACUGCAGUAAGCCUGCACAUUGCAGCAAGAGAAAGUCCACUCACAGCAACAAAGACCCAGCACAGCCAAAAAUAAGUAAGCAAAUUUUUAAAAAGAGAGCGUGUGGGCUGCUUGCAUGCCCACGGGUCUCCCACAUUCCCAUUGGGCACCAUCUCUGCAUGGUACUUCUCAAAUGAGAGAGACAGCCCGUUUUCCCCCUUCAGCUCCAGUCCACUGUGGAUAAUUAUUUUGUCAAGUACAAUAAAAUGUGGCCCUUCCAAAUUACUUCAAAACUCCUCACUUUGUGUUGUUU